Molecule: messenger RNA, 2585 nt
Organism: Cynoglossus semilaevis (tongue sole)
Lineage: Eukaryota; Metazoa; Chordata; Actinopteri; Pleuronectiformes; Cynoglossidae
Product: heparan sulfate glucosamine 3-O-sulfotransferase 6
Exons: 2
Coding region: 1055-2215 (386 amino acids)
Molecular function (GO): [heparan sulfate]-glucosamine 3-sulfotransferase activity
Source: RefSeq, a predicted model, not a curated record
CCCCCUGCUGCAGGCCUAUUGUUGAAGGUUUGUGUCAGGAGUCUUGUCACCGUGCUGGCGUUGGAUCAGGGUUGAGUCUCAGGGUGCAGAGGGAGACAACCUCAGGGCUCCUGUUGUCCACGGGGCGGACGCAGACAUCUAUCAUAUGGGUUCAAAGGGACAAGAGGAUUUUCCUUUUGUGGAGUCAGUUUACAUUCUGUUAAACACUCAUGUGCCUGCAGCUCAACACAAAGUGCUCUACGUUUUAUUGUCAUAAAAAGUUCUCAUGUGUGAAAACUUUAGGGCCAAAAGAUUUGUUUUGUUAAAGACAAUACUGCGUUAUGGAGCUUCCUUUUCUCCCCUGCGGAUGGUGCUAUAAAUGCAGCUUUAAUGUCCAUAUGUGCAGAGAAAACUUUAAUCCUGUAAUUUUCUCAUGUCUUAGUAAUAAUUUUCCCAGUGUGGGAUCAAUGAAGUUCAGUCUUAACUUUAACUUUAACUUUAACGAUUUUGGUUUCAGGACUAGUGAAAGUUUUAAAUCGAACCCUGAACAGCCAAUUUCAUCACUUUAAGCCUGUGUUUUCAUCUGUCACGAUUAUUUGUAGAGAAAUAGCUUCAUUAUAAUCAUAAAGCCAGACGCCAUGUUUACUCUUGUUUAUGCUAUAGUUCAGAGAGGAAGGGUGGAGACUUGUUAAAAAAAAGAGGGGCGUUGGAGAAGCUCAGGGGAAACCUCGAAUGAGAGAUGAGUGAAGCUCAGGAUGCACACACACACUCACACACACACAUAUACACAAACACACACAGCAGGCUCUGUGAGAACAGCCCAGACAGGGUGAAUGACACUUGUCCCUCAGACUGUUCAGUCAAAAAGAUAAAGCCACUCUCUUCUCUUCUCUUCUCUUCUCCUCCACCCACGAUACACCUACUGUGUCACAUCGCUGCUGGGGGAGAACAUUUAAAUGUGAUGCCUCACUUGUGAGCAACAGGUUCCGCACAACAGCAUCAUCUCUGAUGUAGACCGAAGGAGAAGCAUGCUGUCACCGCUUCGGAGCUUUGGCAUCGAGCAGGAGAACGACUCAUGGGAUGUAGUGGAUGCAGAGUCAGGCUCAACUCUGGGAAAGCGCUCUCCAAAGUCUCCGUGUUCUUUACCAUGGUCCUGAUCUUCACCUACUUCUUCUACUGCCUCACCGCGUUCUGUGACUCGGCUCCCAGGACUAUUUACAGCCAGCGCUCUUCAGACAGAGACUAUGACACUUUGGACGAUCACAGACGCGUGUUGGACGAGCUGCGGUCUUCGCCGCCGCCGCGUCCCCUCCUGGACGCACCACCUCCAGGGAACCGCACAGACUUCGCGGGCGCGGAGCACAUGGACGCGCCCGGUCAGUUCCCACAGCAGACACCGGACGCUGCCAUUGAGCAAGAGAGCGCGCAGAACAACGGCAUCCCCGUGUCCAACACUUUCGGAACCAAGCGGUUCCCGCAGGCGAUUAUAAUCGGCGUGAAGAAAGGAGGAACCCGCGCGCUGCUGGAGUUCCUGCGCAUCCACCCGGACGUGAGGGCUGUCGGUGCCGAGCCGCACUUUUUCGACAGGUUUUAUGACAAAGGGCUGGAGUGGUACAGGAACCUGAUGCCGCGGACGCUGGACGGCCAGAUUACCAUGGAGAAAACCCCCAGCUACUUUGUGACAAAAGAGGCUCCCAGUCGUGUCUGCACUAUGAACUGUCAGACCAAACUUAUUGUGGUGGUCAGGGAUCCUGUGACACGGGCGGUGUCUGACUACACCCAGACCCUGUCCAAAAACCCCGGGCUUCCAUCCUUCCAGAGCCUGGCCCUGAAGAACUCCUCCACAGGUCUGAUUGACACCACGUGGAGCGCUGUUCGCAUUGGUCUGUAUGCCAAACAUCUGGAGAACUGGCUCCAGUAUUUCCCCUUGUCUCACUUCCUGUUUGUUAGCGGUGAGCGCCUAGUUACUGAUCCGGCAGGUGAGAUGGGCCGGGUUCAGGACUUCCUGGGUCUGAAGAGAGUUGUUUCAGACAAACACUUCUACUUCAACCAGACCAAGGGCUUUCCAUGCUUGAAGAAGCCUGAGGGCAGCAGCAAACCUCGCUGCCUGGGGAAGUCUAAGGGCAGACCCCAUCCCCAGAUCCCCUCCGAGGUUCUUCAGAGACUCAGAGACUUCUACAGACCCUUCAACCAAUAUUUCUACCAGAUAAGUGGACAAGACUUUGGCUGGGAUUAACGGAGGAGGGUCAUGUGAUGGCACAAAGAGGGAGCUCUGAAUUGUUAAUGUGUUUUUAAUGGGAAAUGACUUUAAAGCUAAACUGAGCUUAUAUUCUCAGGGACGGGAGGCAAAAACCAAGUCCACAAACUGUGACACUUUCUGGACUGUUCUGCCUCAGAGGAAUCAACAUGACAUGCAGCACUGAUCAGGUGUCACAGCUUUGUCCUCAAACAGACGCUGACGUUUGUGAAGUGCUGUUAAUAUGCAAGUUACACGACUAGUUAAUGACUUAGUUAUCAAAGCAUUAAACCACUCCUGCUCAUAUGUUAAUAUUAAAAUAAAGAAACCUGUACAAGAGACCAAAGAACCAACGUUAAAUAGCUUUUUU